AUGGCAGCCCCGGUUCCAGCCCCUUCUACAGCUUCAGCUUCACCCGCGGCUCUGACUCCAGCUUCAAGCGAAGAAUCAAAUAAGAUUGAAAAGCAUGUAGAAACUCAAGAUUCUACAAUGAACUGCGCCAACCCCACUGGAGAAGGUUCCAGCAGUAUGGUCGAAAGUCCCAGCAGGAUGGUCGGAGGUUCCAGCGGGAAGGUUGAAGGUCCCAGCAGGAUAGUUAAAGGUCCCAGCAAGGUGAAUAAAGGUUCCAGCAGGAUGGUCCCAAAGGACAAUAAAAAAUCGAAAAUGAAUGGUGCCAACGCACCAGAGACUGAUGAGAUAUGUAAAAGCAUGAAGAAGAUUCGGUUAUCUCGGCGACGUAAGACCAGCUCCUUAUCGAUAAAUGACAAGAAAGAAAUUUUUUGCAACUUUUUGGAAACUUGUGUAAGAGCGUUGGAUAUGUUGUGCAACAGUAAGGCACGCAAGGAGUCGUCGUCGUCGGAGCCACAGGACGAUCAUGGUAAUAAACAUGUAGUGAACACUGAAGCCAACCGGCCUCGCCCCAGCCGCCGCCACAGAGAAUCGGACGACGAAGAUGCUGAAAGAAGUAACGACAGAAAUAAGCGGAUACGAAAUUUGAACCUAUCAAACACUAACGGAAAUAACAAUUACUUCGUUCAAAUAGUAGAUAGUACACCACAAGAAGAAUGGGUUGGUAUUGGUACCGGACAAACGCUGCUGCAUAGAGAUAAAUUUGUAAAAUUAAAAUGGGACUCUUACAGUGCUGCCACAAGGAGUCUUCUAGUCGCAGUCUUUGGUAAAGAGACUUUGGCAACGCAUUCGUUAACUGGAAAGAAAUCACCGAUAUAUCCAGAUAGGCCGCCUAAAGAAUGUCUUGACCCCACGAAGGUCAAUGACAUUAUAGUUGAAGUUACGAAUAAUUUUGCAGUGACAGAAAAAUCAAUAAAAAAUAUAAUAACAACAAAGUGCGCCGACGAAUGUAAGAUGGAGAGAAUGCGUAUUCAGAAGGCCGAAAACGAGCGAAAUUAAGUUAUCAUGUUAGCCUCGGACAUGGAAGAACAAGACGUCGUUUUUAGAACAUUAUUUUGAUUUGAUUUUUCAUACUUUUAAAUAUGUGAUAUAUAUGUAUAAGUGUGGGCGUGGGAGAGCCAUGCUUUGGCUAAAAUGGGCUCGACGG
Molecule: messenger RNA, 1183 nt
Organism: Spodoptera littoralis (African cotton leafworm)
Lineage: Eukaryota; Metazoa; Arthropoda; Insecta; Lepidoptera; Noctuidae
Source: the annotation of a GenBank genome assembly